AUGGCUCAUCCAUGUAGCGCCUGUAUGGCUUCUCUCGAGCCCGAGGAUGGCCACGACCGCUGCCCCUCUUGCCUUGGUCUCGAGCAUUUGAGGGAGGGUCUCACGCAGGACGCCUGCAUGAACUGUAGCUGCAUGCCUUGGGCGCUUAGAGCGGCCAGAGUCGCAGAGGUGGAGCGUCUGGCAGAAGCCAACGGACACCUCUCCUUGUCGCAUCUUCCCCUAGGUCAGUUUGGCCGUUCCCGGCGACCCGAGGGAGCGAUGGCUACGGGUUCGCCCCCUAACAGGCUGUCCUCUAAGGUGGAUCGGUUAGCCGCCGACAUGGACAUGAUGAAGUCGCUCCUCUUAGCCCUUCAACCAGGGGCCGGUAUAGGGGCUGCUGGCUUGCCGCCUGCCCCUCCUUCGGUUGCCGCACCUCUGCAUGAGGAUGCCAUGUCACUAGCGGCCUCGGCUAACCUCUUCAACGAAGAGGUGGAGGACGAGGCCCCGCUCACUUCCGGGGAGGCUUCCCACUCCUCUGCUCAGGGCUCUCUGCAGGGCGUGGAGGACGCCUCCAUGGCGGCCAUUAUUCGUGCGGCCCUGGCACACUUGCAGCUUCCUGUUCCGCAGGCCGACGCGGCUCAGGCUAGCGCCUUCUUCAGGCGAUCCGGGCUAGGGCUAGGCCCUGAAGUCCCUGGGCCGGUCGUCGGCUGCUUUUCCCAGCAGCAGCUCCUCUUGGCCAAGGGCGCAAUCGAGCCAGUGGACCCCCUGCUUCAGUCCGGGGGGUUCUACUCGGCGUACUUUCUGGUGAGCAAGAAAGUCGGCGGAUUUCGUCCAGUACUGGACCUCAGAGGAAUCAACAGAUUCCUGAGGGUGCUGCCCUUCCACAUGCUGACCACAGCAGACACCCUCCGUGUUGUCACACAGGGGGAGUGGUUCACAACCGUGGACUUAAGGGACGCCUACUUCCACGUGCCGAUUGCGGCCCACCACCGGAAGUUCCUGAGGUUUGCCUUUCAGGACCAGCAUUAUCAGUUCCGGGUGCUUCCCUUCGGUCUCUCCCUCUCUCCAAGGGUGUUUACCAGGGUCGUGGCGGCAGCUCUCGCACCCCUGCAGGCACAGGGCAUGAAGGUCCUGCCGUACCUAGACGACUGGCUGGUUUGUGCGCCGUCCCGGUCCCAAGUGGCCCAGGAUACGGCGCGCCUCUUAUGUCACGUAGCCCGGUUGGGCCUGACAGUAAACACCGGGAAGAGCUGCCUGGUCCCCUCCCAACGGGUCACUUACCUGGGGUUGGUCCUAGACUCGGUCGCCAUGAGGGCUUGCCUAACACCUCGUCGUGUGGACGACAUUUCCCACCUUCUCCCCCUCUUCAGGCUGGGCAAGAAUGUGCCUUACAUUCAGUUCCUCCGGCUCUUGGGCAGACUGACGGCUGCCUCAGCCGUUGUGCCCUUAGGUCUGCUGUCGCUGCGCCCUAUGCAGAUAUGGCUGAACAGCGUUCACUUGGACGCCAAGUGGCACAGGCACAGGAGGGUCAGGGUGUCGCGCCAGUGCCUUCACUCUCUGUCACGCUGGAGAAACAGGGCCUAUCUUCUGAUGGGAGCGCCCAUGGGCGCCAUCCCAUCCCGCCGGGAGACUGUCACUGUAGAUGCAUGUCUCUCAGGGUGGGGUGCUGUGUGGCAGGGCAGGACUGUUCAGGGUCUGUGGUCCGCCCAGGAAGGUGCAUAUCACAUCAACGUGCUAGAGCUUCGCGCUGUGCUGCUUGCGCUCAGGCACUUUUUACCCCAACUGACGGACAGGCAUGUGCUUGUUCGUUCGGACAACAUGUCCGCGGUUUCCCAGAUCAACCACCAGGGGGGCACCAGGUCCGCACAGCUGCUCCGGGUUUCACAGAGCCUCUUGUCUUGGGCGUCUCCCCGCUUGGCCAGCCUGCGGGCAGUCAUUCUACCAGGGGACCAAAAUCAGGUGGCAGAUUUCCUCUCUCGGCACAAACCUCCACCAGGGGAGUGGAGGCUUCACCCAGAAGUGGUGGAGACAAUCUGGAGCCUUUUCGGCAGGGCCGAGGUGGACCUCUUUGCCUCGGAGGAGUCGAGGCACUGCCCCCUCUGGUUCUCCUGGGCAGAGGUGACCAGCCCAAUGGGGCAGGAUGCUCUGGCACACGACUGGCCAGACAGUCUCCUGUACGCCUUCCCGCCGCAGCCGCUGUUAUUACAGACGCUUCAGAGGGUCCUUACUCAGGGGCACAGGCUCCUUCUGGUCGCCCCCCGCUGGCCGGGGAGAGUUUGGUUCCCGCUGCUACGCAGUCUCUGCUGCGGCCCACCAUGGCGCCUCCCCGACAGGAAGGACCUUCUGUCACAGCUCAGGGGUCAGAUCUGGCAUCCCGACCCUCACCGCCUCCAGCUCUGGGCUUGGCCUCUGCAGGGCCCAACCCACUGUUGA
This is a messenger RNA of Trematomus bernacchii (emerald rockcod), 2412 nucleotides long. RefSeq lists its product as uncharacterized. Gene Ontology annotation, molecular function: nucleic acid binding; RNA-DNA hybrid ribonuclease activity. NCBI's taxonomy places the organism in Eukaryota, Metazoa, Chordata, Actinopteri, Perciformes, Nototheniidae. The transcript has 4 exons. The coding region runs from base 1 to 2412 and encodes 803 amino acids. The record is from RefSeq and is a predicted model, not a curated record.